GUGACGGAAGCUGGUGCCAUGAAUGUCUUUUUGCAUUGGAAAAACGAACAAGGCGAAGAUGAAUUGAUUACGGCAUCGUUAGAGAGUGGUCUCAUUUUACCUGGAGUUACACGCCAUUCCGUGAUCCAGCUGGCACGUGAAAUGGGCAACAUCAAAGUGACAGAGCGUGAUUUUACAAUGGAUGAGCUCCGAAAGGCAGUCAAGGAAAAUAGG
Messenger RNA from Ostertagia ostertagi, 213 nucleotides. Lineage: Eukaryota; Metazoa; Nematoda; Chromadorea; Rhabditida; Trichostrongylidae. The record is from the annotation of a GenBank genome assembly.